Molecule: messenger RNA, 794 nt
Organism: Sinocyclocheilus rhinocerous
Lineage: Eukaryota; Metazoa; Chordata; Actinopteri; Cypriniformes; Cyprinidae
Product: serine/threonine-protein phosphatase 2A 56 kDa regulatory subunit gamma isoform-like
Exons: 7
Coding region: 1-786 (261 amino acids)
Biological process (GO): signal transduction; protein dephosphorylation
Cellular component (GO): protein phosphatase type 2A complex; cytosol; nucleus
Molecular function (GO): protein phosphatase activator activity
Source: RefSeq, a predicted model, not a curated record
AUGCCGCACAAGUCAAAGAAAGGCAAGUCUGAGAGAUCCAGCAGAAGGGGAAGCAAACAGCAUGAAGAUGAUCAGGACUCUGAAAAUGAGAAGAAGAGCGUGGGCUCCAGAAAGCCUCCCAGCGCUCAGCUGCUGCGCUCCAAGCAGCCGUGUGUCCCGAGCGCGCUGAAGAAACACCGCAGACUGAGUGCCUCGUGUUUCCCCGUCAGCCUCAACCGAGAGCUGCUGCCGCUGGACACGCUCACAGAUGUGGCUCCGGCCGAGCAGGAGAAGCUCUUCAUCCAGAAGCUGCGUCAGUGCUGCGUUCUGUUCGACUUUCUGUCCGAUCCGCUCAGCGACCUGAAAUGGAAGGAGGUGAAGCGGGCGGCGCUGAGCGAGAUGGUGGAGUACAUCAACCACAAUCGCAGUGUCAUCACGGAGCCCAUUUACCCGGAGGUGGUGCACAUGUUCGCUGUGAACCUGUUCAGGGCUCUGCCGCCUUCAUCGAACCCGACGGGAGCAGAGUUCGACCCGGAGGAGGAUGAACCCACUCUGGAAGCAGCCUGGCCUCAUCUGCAGCUGGUGUACGAGUUCUUCCUGCGGUUUCUAGAGUCGCCCGACUUUCAGCCGAAUAUUGCCAAGAAAUACAUUGACCAGAAAUUUGUGAUGCAGCUUCUGGAGUUGUUUGACAGUGAAGAUCCACGAGAGAGAGAUUUCCUGAAAACCACCCUGCACCGAAUAUAUGGAAAGUUUCUCGGGCUGCGCGCUUACAUUAGAAAGCAAAUUAAUAACAUAUUUUACAGGUGAGCAGUGCC